AAGUGUUGAAAAUAUAGGAAAAAUUAAAAAAUUAUAAUGUUCUCAUAAUAAUUUUUGUGUAUCAUGACAAAAAUAAAUUAAAAAAUAGGAUAAAUUUCGAAUCGCAGAACGAAUGCUCGUAAAAUUUAAGCUGUAAUAUAACCUCUAAACACAUGUACGGUAAAUUAGUGUUGUUUCAUUCUGUAGUUAGAUUUAACAAUUAUACAGUUCGUCAUUAUCAAAAGAAAAAGACUCAAAGGCUGUUGGAAUUUUUAGCCGACAUGCCUAAACCGAAUACGUCAAGAAUUAUGGACGCACAGCGUCAACGGCAGCAGAUUUCCAAAAAGGCACAAAACUAUGUUCCCAGUACAAUAUAUCUACAGGUAGUGGGUUCUGGUGCACGUGGAGUUCCCAAUACAUUAUAUCUGUUUACGGACCAAAAGCGAUAUCUUUUUAACUGUGGUGAAUCAACACAACGGUUAUCUCAUGAGCACAAAGUGAAACUAACAAGAUUAGAUCACAUUUUCAUAACAAAUAAGACUUGGAAGAACAUUGGUGGAUUACCAGGUCUUUCACUAACUCUUCAAGAUGUUGGAGUACCUAAUAUUACUUUACAUGGUCCUGAAGGUUUGGAUGAACUUUACAAAGCCACUAAGAGGUUUGUUAUAAUGAAAGACAUGAAUGUAACAUUAGCUCCCUGCAGCCCCUCUGAAGAUUUUGUUGAUAAUGUUAUGACUGUUAAAUAUGUUUUGUUACGACCAGAGAAUAUACUUAAACCGGGUCUAAAUCCGGCGAAGAAACCUAAACUUAGCUGUGAUACAACAAGUGCAGCGUAUGAGGAAUUCAUACAUGAUGAAACUGACUAUUACCAAUCGGAUAUACGGAAUAUGGAGGAAAAGAAAAACAACAACAUUAAACAAAAAAAUAAAUCACCAGAAAAAGAAUUAACCUUUUCAGAAACUGUACGGAAAAAGGCUGAAAGGGCGCUACACGAACUCGAAGGAAAAUCUCAAUGCACAGUGGCUUAUAUUUGUACUUUAAAGAAAAGACUUGGCACAUUAGACUUAGUGAAAUGCGUAGAAAAAGGAGUAAAGCCGGGACCAUUGUUAGGUCAACUCAAAAAUGGACAUGAUGUCAUACUACCUGAUGGUACUCAUGUUAAAUCUAAAGAUGUUAAAACACCUGAUGACCCUGGACCUGUAUUUAUUGUGUUAGAAGUGCCAGAUAUAUCAUACCUUACAAUGGACGAUUUCUCUUCGCAUUAUGAUAAUGGAGUUAAUCCUGUGGAAAAUAUACCUGCCGUGGUUGUUCAUUUCACACCUCCGCAUGUCUUUCGACAUCCAAUUUACCGAAUGUUCAUAUCAAAGUUUGGUCCAACCACGCACCAUCUGGUACUGAAUGAGGAUAACACGUGCUUGGGAUCGGAAGCUGUACAUCGCACUCAGCACCGGCUGCAUGUGCUGGAUGCAGACGUGUUCCCAUUGCUGCGUGACGCCAGUAUACCCGCCAUGUGGAAGUCUCAGCCCCCCACUGAAGGGACUGUGGGUAAAGCUAACUGUCUCGAGGAACUUAAGAAUAGAAUCGCAUUCGCUCAGUUUCAAAAUAUAAUAAGAAUGGAAGAGACAAACAAGGAUAGUACGUCUGAAUGUCCGGAGACCAAGUACAACUUCAGCACGGGCAGAACUCUCACAAUGUUUCAUUUGAGGCCGAAAAAAUGUCUAGAUAGAUCAAUGGAACCAAAACUUCAUGUCCUAGAUUACAUCAAAGAGACAAUGGAAGUGGAAGGUUUCUCUAAAAGUCUAGAACAGUAUCGGGAGAUUGUAAGCAAGAUGGGAUCUAAAAAAGAAAUGUUCAAAGCUGAAUAUCCCAAGGUCAUAUUCCUCGGCACCGGUUCCUGUAUACCCAGCAAGACGAGGAAUACCAGCGCUAUUGUUAUACAAAUUGAUGAAAACAGAUCGAUGUUGUUGGACUGUGGUGAAGGUACAUUCGGUCAGCUGGUGCGGUUCUUUGGUCCCAAGCGAGUUAACAACUUCCUAAGAACACUCAGAGCUAUAUACAUCUCACAUUUACACGCCGAUCAUCACAUGGGUCUAAUAGGCGUGCUGCAGGCGCGUCGCGAGGCGUUUUCUGAACAGAGCCGGGUGCCGUACGAGCCGGUGCAGCUUCUCGCACCAGGACAGAUCGUAACCUGGCUGCUACUCUACGACCAACAGUUUGAGAGUAUACGUGAAGAUUACGCGUUGAUUACCAAUCAGAGCUUGCUAGAGGCGAAAUCAAACUCCUUAGGUACAGAGAUGACGCCAGCAUCUCUAUCUCGUAUCGGCGUGCAGCACAUCCGCACUUGUCUUGUGGCGCACUGCCCCAACGCAUUUGGCGUCGCAAUCGACGUUGACGGCAAGCAUAAGAUCACCUACUCUGGUGAUACCAUACCCUGCAAGGAACUCGUUACAAUUGGACAAAAUUCGACUCUGCUGAUCCACGAGGCGACAAUGGAGGAUGAGUUAGCGGAGGAGGCGCGCAUCAAGAUGCAUUCGACUACAUCUCAGGCGAUACACAUCGGGAGAGAGAUGAACGCCAAGUACACUGUGCUUACCCACUUCAGUCAGCGGUACGCGCGUCUGCCGCGACUCAGCGCCCACAUACUGCAUGAUAACACCAGCGUUGGUGUCGCAUUUGAUAAUAUGCAGAUAAGGAUGAAGGAUUUAGAGUUACUGCCGUACAUGUACGCGCCGCUGCAGCUAAUGUUCGCGGAGCAUUGCGUCGAGCUCGAAGUGAAAGCGGCGCAUCGUGCGCGCAGACGCGAGCGCGGCACCGGCAGCCCGCCACCUGCCGGUAAACACACACACUACUCACUACCCGGUGACGCGCCGCCCGCGACGGACGUCUCCACUCCCGCCGCUCCGGCAACGACAUCUGACGACAGCGACAAACAACUGGACUCGAUAGACGACGUUACUGUACAAACAAAUGAUCAGUGUAAAAUUGUAGAAACUAAAAUGGAAAGUAGUUAGCCAUUAUCUAUGUUACUGUUUAUGUGCCUUUUACUUGUCUAUAUAAAGUUGUGAUUGUAAUGUGCAGAGUAUAUAAAAUAGCAUUUUUUUUAUAUAUUGUUGCAUUAUAUUCAUGUAUUUUGGAUUGCUAACUCAUUUUAUGUAUUUUGUA
Messenger RNA from Papilio machaon (common yellow swallowtail), 3141 nucleotides. It is a transcript of the gene RNaseZ, whose product is annotated as ribonuclease Z, mitochondrial. NCBI's taxonomy places the organism in Eukaryota, Metazoa, Arthropoda, Insecta, Lepidoptera, Papilionidae. The transcript is spliced from 15 exons. Gene Ontology annotation, molecular function: 3'-tRNA processing endoribonuclease activity. Gene Ontology annotation, biological process: mitochondrial tRNA 3'-end processing. Bases 153 to 2990 code for a protein of 945 amino acids. Gene Ontology annotation, cellular component: mitochondrion. The record is from RefSeq and is a predicted model, not a curated record.